Schistosoma curassoni is the source of this 643-nucleotide messenger RNA. NCBI's taxonomy places the organism in Eukaryota, Metazoa, Platyhelminthes, Trematoda, Strigeidida, Schistosomatidae. The record is from the annotation of a GenBank genome assembly.
AUGAAAGUAACUGAGAACAUUUUGAUAUCGACAUACCCAGUGUUAAAUCGCAAGUUACCAGAAAAUAUUAAAUUCAUUACAACGCAAGAAUUAGAAGAUAUCUACCCCGACAAAAAACCGGCAGAACGUGAAUAUCUUGCAGUUAAACAGUAUGGUGCUGUUUUUCUCAAACAGAUCGGAAAGCUUCUGAAAUCCAAUACGAUACACGACAAUCGAGCCCCAGACUAUGAUGACUGGGAAUUGAAUGGAGAUAUACUAGUUUAUAGUGAACACGACGAUAGAUGUAUAGAAUUGUCAUCAAUGGGUAUCCGAGUGGAUGAGUUGUCAAUGGAGAGACAGUUGAAAGAAAGUGGUUGUGAAGCACGUAAACAGCUUGAAUAUCAUCAAAAUGUUCUGAAUGGUAUAUAUCCAUUAACGAUAGGUGGUGGAAUAGGACAGAGUCGAUUGUGUAUGUUCUUUAUGGAGAAGAAACAUAUUGGUGAAGUGCAAGUUAGUAUAUGGCCUGAACACGUUCGUCGUGAAUGUGAACAGAAUAAUAUAUUUCUCCUGUAAACUGAACGAAAUCAUUUUCUCUCAGCUUUAUUGUUGAAAAGAAUGUGAAGUGCAUGAAUAUUAAUUGUAUGUAUGUUUUCAUAAAUGUUGU